Messenger RNA from Clonostachys byssicola, 603 nucleotides. The record is from the annotation of a GenBank genome assembly. Lineage: Eukaryota; Fungi; Ascomycota; Sordariomycetes; Hypocreales; Bionectriaceae.
AUGGCCCCGAGCCCGCGGAUGCACAUGAAUCCUCCCGCACCGCAUCGUAUCCAGAACCGACCGGUGCUUGAGGCAGAACUGCUCAGAGCUCGCCUCCAGCUCGCACCCGUCCCAUCCACACUCGUGCGUCGGGCAGAAGUGCUGCCCACGCCUAUGCUGGUCGCACAUCUGAUGCCGGCACCCGUGCUCCUCGCAGAACCUGCCCCUCCCGACCAUCCUCCCCUUGUCGCAGCCGACGUCGACGCACUGGUGGUCGACGCAAUGGCAGCCCGCCAGCCUCUCCUUCUGGCACCCGUCCACCUGGCAGUAGUGCCGGCUGCAGAAGGGCGUCACCACGCCGCUCUCCCGCGAGUGGCAGAACAUGGUGCAGUGCGACGCCGACUUGCACCGCCUGUGCCUGUCGCAGAACCGCUUGGGGUCCGCGGGCCCCUCCCCGCCGCCGGCCACGCCGCACUGGCAGCUCUCGAAUCCGCAGCUCUUAACCUCUUGGCAAUCUUUGCUAGGGCACCGGUGGUCGGCGCAGUAUCGGAGGUCCUGGCCCUCGAGACAGGCGCGCCGCUUCUUACACUUGUCCGCGCAGCAGAGGUCUGCUCUGGCUGUUAG